AUGAGUAACAGCAAAGCCGAGGGCUUUGUGUCUCUGGUGCUUAGGCGCUGGGGCCACGUGCUACGAUACCUGGGUCGGCCGUUGCGAACUCUGGAGCCGUGUGUGGGUGUGGGCGGUUUUCGCGAGUGGGCACAGCAGAGCAGAAGCCCGUACGAUGGCUCAGGGGCCUACGACACAGAUCCGGCCUUGCAAGCGUUCUACACACGACUGGCUGACAAGAACGCGAAGGUGCUGGGCGUCAACAUCGGGAAAGCUGAUGGGGAUGUCCUGCGAGUCAACCCAAAAGAACUUCCGGACUCGGAAAUACUUGUGAGCGGGCCACCUUGUCAACCUUGGGCAGGAACGGGCCUGAGGCAAGGGGACAUGGACGAAAGAUCAGAAGUGUAUGGCGCUGUGAUAACGUGGAUCUUGGAGAUGGCCGGUCGGGGUUGUUUGGUGCUGUUCCUGGUCGAAAAUUCACCCAACCUGUUGAGAACAACUUUCUUUCGGCAGCUCGUACAGGAGCUAGAAGUGGCGCUGCCACAUUUUGCCUUGGACGUGAGUGUGCAUGAUUGCCACACACUGCUGCCAAUGAGACGGGAACGCCUGUACUUGCGAGGGCUGCGACGGGACUGCCUCCCAGUGGCUGGGACAGUGCCCAGGCCUCUGGGGAUGCUUGACAUGCCUCACCCGAUUUGCCUCUUCGAGAUGCUCUGCGAGGGAGAGCCCAAUACUGAUCCCAGCAGCAUGACCGAGAAGCGGCGGCAGAAUUUGAAGAGGUACGAGGAGAUGGUCAAGAAGGACCUGCUCCGAGGACAUGCUGGCUGCGUCGCCUGUCUGGAGCUGGACAGGGAUCCGGACAAAGAGUUCAUGGGUCGGGUGACCUACGAUGCCAUUCCCAGCUUGAGAACCUCAGGGCCAGCGAUCUUUAUGUUCACCACAGACGACAUGCAUCUGAACUGGCAGCAGCAGUUCCUCCACCGGUAUUUGACAGACGAGGAGCGGUUUGUUUUCCAGGGCCACCGUGCCACAUAUCACGAUUACUUCAGCACCCUCACGGCCAGCCGACAAGCCGCAGGCAACGCAUAUUGCACACUGCAGUUGGCUGCAAUGCUGCAACCCAUGCUGAUGCGUGCAGUGGUGAGCGGGGCGAUGUCUGCAGAGCCACCACAACGGCUGAGCCGCAAGAGACAGGUGGAGAUAGAGCUUCAGGGCAUGCAUGAGCAGACCUUUGCCCCCGGAACCCUCCUCGGGUCACCGACAAGACCCAAGAAGCGUUGCAGAAAGGCCGGGCCAGCCGAGCACGAGGAAACACUUGCUUUCCGUGGCCCCCUGACCCCGAACACGGACAACGUCAUCGAGUUGGACUAA
Symbiodinium natans is the source of this 1350-nucleotide messenger RNA. The record is from the annotation of a GenBank genome assembly. Lineage: Eukaryota; Dinophyceae; Suessiales; Symbiodiniaceae.